GAUCCACUCUCAUGGACAAGGUGAGUUGGAGGUAGAAAUCUAGUGCUUUUUGGUUUAGGGAGGGUGACAAGUGUACAAAGUUUUUUCACAAAGUGGCCAACUCCAAUCAGAGGAAGAACUCUAUUGACUCCUUGUUGAUUGAUGGCACACUUUCUACCAACUGGGUGUAUAUCAGGAAUCACAUUGUCCAGUUUUGUAAAAAGCUUUUUACUGAGCAAUUUAGCUAGCGGCCUUUGUUGGACGGCCUUUCUUUUGAUUUCUAUUAGUGAGGUUGAGGAGAGGGAGGUGUUGGAAGUAGUGAAAGCGAUGAAUGGCAGCAAGCUGUUGGGCCCUGGCGGUUACUCUAUGGCGUUUUUCCAAGCUUGCUGGGAUGUGUUGAAAGAAGACAUUAUGAAGGUCCUUCGUGAUUUCCAUGCUAGAGGAUUGUACCUCCACACUGUUUCUGAGACAAAGCUUGUAGUUGAUACUUCAAGAGGGGGAACGCUUCAUAUCAAUUUUGAUGUCACCUUUCCAGCUGUUCCAUGUUCAUUACUCAGUCUUGAUGCCAUGGAUAUAAGUGGAGAGCAACACCUUGAUAUCAGACAUGAUAUAGUCAAGAAAAGAGUUGAUGCUCAUGACAAUGUAAUAGAAGCUAGGAAGGAUGGGAUUGGCGCGCCAAAGAUUGAGAAGCCCUUACAGAAACAUGGUGGCAGGCUUGAACACAAUGAAACAUAUUGUGGUUCUUGUUUUGGUGCAGAAACGUCAGAUGACGAUUGUUGUAACUCAUGUGAAGAAGUUCAUGAAGCAUAUAGGAAAAAAGGUUGGGCUCUAACAAAUAUGGAUAUGAUAGACCAGUGCAAACGAGAAGGUUUUAUCCAAAAGAUAAAGGAUGAGGAAGGUGAAGGAUGUAAUAUUCAUGGAUCGCUUGAAGUAAAUAAAGUUGCUGGAAAGUUUGAUUUUGCACUUGGGAAAAGCUUUCAGCAGUCAAAUAUUCAUGGACACGAAUUGCUGGGUUUCCAACAGGGUAGUUAUAAUAUCAGUCACAGGAUCAACAAAUUAGCUUUUGGUGACUACUUUCCUGGCUUGGUAAAUCCCCUUGAUGGGGUGCAAUGGGUACAUGAAACACCACAUGGUAUGUACCAGUAUUUCAUCAAGGUGGUCCCUACUAUAUACACCGACACUAGAGGCCGUACUGUCCAGUCAAAUCAGUAUUCUGUGACAGAGCAUUUUAGGAGUGCCGAAGCGGGUCACUUUUAUCAGUCUCUUCCUGGAGUUUUCUUCUUUUAUGACAUUUCUCCCGUUAAGGUGACUUUCAAGGAGGAGCAUGUUCCUUUUUUACACUUUUUGACCCAUAUUUGUGCAAUAAUUGGAGGUAUUUUCACAGUUGCGGGAAUAAUAGAUUCAUUCAUCUAUCACAGUCAAAAAGUGAUAAAGAAAAAAAUGUGAAGUGGCAAAUAUAGAACUGAUAUUGUUGCCAUUGUGCGCUCGUUGCUCCAAUGUUCUGGUUGGUUUUCUACAGGUGAAACUUGAGGGGUAUUAUUGAAUCAUUUUCUUAUGAGGAUUAUUAUUGUUGUAAUUAUUAAAAUCAUGUGACUUAUUUCUUUGCAGAAUGAAUUGUGUUAAAUUCUUAUUGGAUUCUAUCAAAUUUCCCACUUUUUUUUCUUUCC
This is a messenger RNA of Alnus glutinosa, 1646 nucleotides long. RefSeq lists its product as uncharacterized. Gene Ontology annotation, cellular component: COPII-coated ER to Golgi transport vesicle; endoplasmic reticulum. The record is from RefSeq and is a predicted model, not a curated record. NCBI's taxonomy places the organism in Eukaryota, Viridiplantae, Streptophyta, Magnoliopsida, Fagales, Betulaceae. The transcript is spliced from 13 exons. The coding region runs from base 142 to 1425 and encodes 427 amino acids.